This is a messenger RNA of Theileria annulata, 720 nucleotides long. RefSeq lists its product as uncharacterized. The transcript has a single exon. The record is from RefSeq and is a predicted model, not a curated record. Lineage: Eukaryota; Apicomplexa; Aconoidasida; Piroplasmida; Theileriidae. The coding region runs from base 1 to 720 and encodes 239 amino acids.
AUGUUGAUGUGUUCAUCACCUAGUAACAAACUUGAAAGGCUAUCGCAUGAAUAUUUCGUAUCAUCGCUCAGAACAUGGUGUAAUUCUACUGAAAAGACAACUAGCUUAAAUGUUCUCAAAUCUAAUUGGGUUAAUAAUAUUACCAAUAAAUUGACUUCCACAUCUAAAGUUGAUUUAUUGAAUCUAAUGUCAUUAACUGGCCUAUAUGAGGUUGAAUUACAAUUUCUUAAACUGUCUGUACCAAACUUAAUUUACUUCGCUACUCUAUACAACAGUGGAUAUGGAUGUGAAGAAUCUUGUUUAAUGCUCACUGAAUGGUCCAAGGAUUCAAACUCUGUUAAUUAUAAUUUAAAUUUAAAUUCUGAAUUUUAUAAUCCAAUUUAUAUGAACAGAGAAAGGUUUAAGAAUUUGUUACUGAAGAUGUUAAGUUCUCCAUCUAGGGAUAAAAGAAUUUCAAGAAUGGUCUCAUAUUUAUCUAAGCCUGAAACCUUCGACCAUUCAAACUAUGAUUCGUCAAAUAAUUCUGAACAACGGAGUCCAAGUACCAAUUCACAGUUAUCAGAAUCAAAAGACUCAAAAAUUGAAUCGAAAUCACCUAACUCAAACUAUUGUGUUUUGACUCCCAAUUCCAGUAAAAUACUUGAACUACUAGAUCAAUCGAAACUUCCUAAGCUCUUUAUUGAAUACAUUGAACCCACCAAGGGAUUAUUCAAAUUAUAA